AUGCUGACCUCAGCGUCCACUCCCCUCGCCCCCAGGAUGCUCUGGGUCCUCUUGUUCUUGGCCACCUUCAGGAGUGCUCAGAGUGGAAACUGGGAUCACCCCAACUGCACCAGGGGUGUGGUUUCUGUGUUGCGGGGCAAGCCAGCCACGAUGAACUGCAGCAUCUCCAAUGCCUUCUCCCACAUCAACAUCUCCCUGCAAGCGAACCCCACGGCACCCUGGAAGCUCAUCUUCAGUGUAAAGGCCCCAGGAAACUUCAGCCAGGAUGGAUGGCAGCUCUGGAUUCGAGAGGGCGAGGCGCACCUAAUAAUUGAGAAAGCCCAGGACACCCAGGCAGGGCAGUACAAGUGGAAUCUGAAGGGGCGCCAGAGAAAUGUCGAAAUCACCACCCUGAACGUCUCGGAGCCGCAAGACCUGCUCCUCACACCUUCCGCAGGCCCAGAAAUGAAGCUGCGCAGUCUCAAGACUGAUCCCGAGGACAAGAGCCAGAUCCAGGUGGUCUUCCCCAUCCUCGCCCUGGUCAUCCUCUUCAUCCUGCUGAUCUGCACGCUGGCCUGGUGUCGAAGGCAUGGUUCCCCACUCUCCAGGCUUCAGCAGCGCCUGAAAGUGGCACUGGGAGGCGGCGGUGGCACGCCGUUGGGCGCCACAGACAGGAAGAACCGUGACACCUCGGUGAGAGGGGCCCCUGCUCUUCCUUCUGCAGUGAGCAUGGUUGGGCUCCUGAGGCUCCUGCUGCUCCCCUUGCUCCAGGCCUCCCGAGAGGUGUGGCAGUCCCCCAGCAAAAUGAUCGUUUUAGAGGGGGACUCCGUCAACAUCACCUGCUCCACCCCGGGCACCCUGCAUGGCAUCUACCUGAAACAAACGUGGCCAAGCAACAGCGAUGUGAUUUACUAUGAAGAUGGGUUGGAGCCCACCGUGGACCCGCGGUUCCAGGGCCGCAUUGCCUUCUCAGGGCUGCAACACAACCUGACCGUCAGCUUGUACCACCUGCAAUUGGCUGACACCGGUGGCUACACCUGCGUGGCCAUAAUGGAUGAUAAGAUCUUUGGUCCUGGCACCUUGGUCAUGGUGACAGACCAACUGCCCCAGGCAGUGAACACGUGCCAGGAGUCUUGGCUGAUACACUUUGCCCUCCCCACGACCCUGGCUGUGGGCUUCUUCCUCAUCGGGCUGGGACUGGGAGCAGUGUGUGUGCUGAAAAGAACACAGAUCCAGAAACUCUGCUGUGCGAAGGAUAAGAGCCCAGUGUACGUGGUCUAUGAGGACAUGUCCCACAGCCGCUGUAACACCAUGUCCAUCCCCAACCAGUACCAGUGA
This is a messenger RNA of Rangifer tarandus platyrhynchus (Svalbard reindeer), 1317 nucleotides long. Lineage: Eukaryota; Metazoa; Chordata; Mammalia; Artiodactyla; Cervidae. The record is from the annotation of a GenBank genome assembly.